AUGAAUACUUAAACCUCAUUAUAGCUCUAUUCAGCAGAAAAUUCAAAUACAUUAAAAGUCUAGGAACAGGAGCAUUUGAUUAAAUAUAUUCAGAUGCUUUUGAUGGAUAUGAUGAUGCAAAUUAAGAUUAAAUGUUCAGAAACAAAAUAUACUUAGUUAAUUUUUGAGUCUAAAUUCUACUGGUUUUUUAAAAAUCAAGCAAUAAUAGAUAUACCAAAAUAUUAUAGUUAUUUUUGA
Molecule: messenger RNA, 237 nt
Organism: Paramecium primaurelia
Lineage: Eukaryota; Ciliophora; Oligohymenophorea; Peniculida; Parameciidae
Source: the annotation of a GenBank genome assembly